Messenger RNA from Acanthopagrus latus (yellowfin seabream), 2500 nucleotides. RefSeq names its product CDK5 regulatory subunit associated protein 1 (gene cdk5rap1). The record is from RefSeq and is a predicted model, not a curated record. Bases 321 to 2117 code for a protein of 598 amino acids. The transcript is spliced from 13 exons. Gene Ontology annotation, molecular function: tRNA-2-methylthio-N(6)-dimethylallyladenosine(37) synthase activity; 4 iron, 4 sulfur cluster binding. NCBI's taxonomy places the organism in Eukaryota, Metazoa, Chordata, Actinopteri, Spariformes, Sparidae. Gene Ontology annotation, cellular component: cytosol; mitochondrion. Gene Ontology annotation, biological process: tRNA modification; negative regulation of cyclin-dependent protein serine/threonine kinase activity.
UUUAUCAUUAUCACCAACUGAUAUUAUGAGUAACAUUCGUGUUUUUGGCAGCUCAAUGCGUUUUCCGGGUUCCUAUCAUGUCACGUUGGAAUGUGGAGAUACUCCUCUUGGUAUUCAGGCGUCUUUGGCGCCACUUGCCAAGAGCGUCUAAAUGACAUUCACCCACACAGCUAUUUAUUCCGUAAGACACGUAGGGGACAACGUGUGGGCUGCAAAGUCGGCUAAAAGUUGCUAACUUCACUAUGUGGUUCCUCGGUUAGCGCUAAGUCCGACAUUAGCCAAAAACCCUGUGCUCUUGUAGCUAGCUAACUUCGACAGUCAUGGAGCACAUGAGGACGUUAAAGCCCUUGUUUACCAUUCCCCAACACUGGAAACCCAUCAGGUGUAUCCGAGCCAGAUAUUGCUCUAAUUUAGCUAACAGCGGUGUGACUUCUAAAGAGAGGAGGACAACUGUAGACAAGUUCAAGUCCCAGGUAUCCUCUGGUCCGAGCUUUCAGGAUUUCAUCAGAGGAGUGUCAGUCAAGAAGACUUAUGCCGCAGAUGGAGACUGCUCUGACCAUCAGAGUUAUCUGUCUGAGGACCUGGAGCUGGGGAAGUCAAGAAAAGUGUAUUUUGAAACCUAUGGCUGUCAGAUGAAUGUGAACGACACAGACAUAGCCUGGUCCAUACUACAGGGGAAGGGCUAUCUACGCACUGUUGACUUAAGUGAGGCAGAUGUUGUCCUUCUGGUAACAUGCUCCAUAAGAGAAAAAGCUGAAGAAACCAUCUGGAACAGACUACAACAGCUAACGGUUAUGAAGAAGAGACGGUUAAAGACGCAAACACCAAUGAAAAUUGGGAUAUUAGGGUGCAUGGCAGAGAGGCUGAAGACGGAGCUUUUGGAGCGGGAGAAGCUGGUAGAUGUUCUUGCAGGUCCAGACGCCUACCGGGACCUCCCCCGCCUCCUGACUGUAGCUGACGGAGGUCAGCAGGCGAGCAACGUGCUGCUGUCGCUAGAGGAGACCUACGCUGACAUCAUGCCUGUCCACCGUGCUCCUCAGGGAUACAGUGCUUUUGUGUCCAUCAUGAGAGGCUGUGACAACAUGUGCAGUUACUGCAUUGUUCCUUUCACCCGAGGGAGGGAGAGGAGUCGACCGGUGGGCUCCAUACUUGAGGAAGUUCGUAUGCUGUCUGACCAGGGUGUGAAGGAGGUGACUUUGCUAGGUCAGAACGUGAACAGCUACAGAGACACGUCAGAGGAGCAGUUCUGCAGCCCAGACCUGACCCAGCUCAGCCGGGGUUUCAAGACCGUCUACAGACCAAAACAGGGAGGUCUGCGCUUCUCCGACCUGCUGGACCGAGUGUCACGCAUCGAUCCUGACAUGAGGAUCAGAUUCACUUCCCCUCAUCCCAAGGAUUUCCCUGACGAGGUCUUGCAUCUGAUUGCGGAGCGCGGGAACAUCUGUCAGCAGAUCCACCUCCCCGCCCAGAGUGGGAGCAGCAAGGUCCUGAAAGCGAUGCGCCGUGGCUACACAAGAGAGGCCUACCUGGAUCUGGUGAGGAACGUCAGGAGAAUCAUCCCAGGGGUGAGUCUCAGCAGCGACUUCAUCUCAGGCUUCUGUGGGGAAACGGAGGACGACCACCUGCAGACUCUGUCUCUGAUCAGGGAGGUGGGCUACAGCGUGGGCUUCCUGUUUGCCUACAGCAUGAGAAAGAAAACACACGCCUUCCAUCGGCUACAAGACGAUGUGCCGGCGGAGGUGAAGCAGCGGAGGCUGGCGGAGUGUAUCGGCGUGUUCAGAGAGGAAGCUGCGAGGGUCAACGCCGCUCUCAUCGGCAGCACACAGCUUGUCCUGGUGGAGGGAGAGAGUAAAAGAUCUGCUCAGGACCUGUGUGGGAGAACCGAUGGCAACAUCAAAGUGAUUUUCCCCAAAGAAGAUGUUUCUGCUCAGCCUGCAGAGUCCAACAGUGCACCGGUCAAUGCUGGAGACUAUGUGCUGGUGAAGAUUCUGUCGGCCAACUCGCAGAGCCUGAGAGGCCGCGCCAUCAGCCACAGCUCCCUGAGUGGCACGGUGAAGCACUGCCAGCUGGAUGAACACGUGGCCUCAGACCUCAGCAGGACUGAGACCUGCCCUUGAUGGACCCGGGUGUCACCGCGGGAUACAAACUCUUAUUCCUAUGGAAAACUAGCACACUACCCCUUGUUGACAGUGACACAAAGAGGCUGGUUUUACUGGGAUCAGCUUACAGUCGCCCUGGACUGCUUUUGUAUACAGUCAGUACUUACUAGAGCUGCUAUGAUAAGUUGAUUAAUUGACUAGUGAGUCAAUAUGGAAAUCAUUGUUGGCUGCAGCACUAGUAAUAUCAAUGUGUAUGUACAAACUGAACUGCUGAAAAUACAAAAACCUGUCCAGAUGAUGUCAGAUAUAGUGAUUAUUUAAUACAAACGACUGCAUCUUAUGCGUUUUGUCUUGUGCUUGAUUGAUGGCUUCACGUUUUUUUUUUUUUUUUUUUUCUGGGA